GCGAGAGAUUACUGCCAGAUGUACGGAGGUGACCUUGCAGUUAUAGACAGCAAAGACAAAGAGAAGGCAACUGUAAACCACUUACUGGAUAACAACAAAUACCGCCCAAACCCCACUAUGGGCCUCUGGAUUGGACUGAAGAAUUUCCCCAAAGAAGACACUUGGAGAUGGGUGGAUGGAAGAGCACUGGUUGAAGGGUACUGGGGUGAUGGAGAGCCAAACAGUAACAAACAAGGUGACUCUGACUGUGGAGUUGUACAUGCCAAAGAAAACUUCUUCAAGGCUUGGAACGAUGUUAGAUGUGGACAAAAACAGAAAUGGAUUUGUGAAAAAGCCCCAAAUUAUACAACUUAAC
Epinephelus lanceolatus (giant grouper) is the source of this 355-nucleotide messenger RNA. RefSeq lists its product as uncharacterized. The record is from RefSeq and is a predicted model, not a curated record. NCBI's taxonomy places the organism in Eukaryota, Metazoa, Chordata, Actinopteri, Perciformes, Serranidae.